GAAAACCAUAAAUUUCACACCCGAGCCUCAACUCUCGUGGUCCUGCACCAAACGACUCACGGACCGGUACCGGUCCAUGGCCCGGGGGCUGGGGACCUCUGCUCUAAGAUGUGAGGUGGGGUCUCAGUGGAUCAGAUGUGUUUGUCCAGCAGAUCCCACAAAUGCUUGAUUGGAUUGAGAUCUGGGAAAGUCAACACCUCAAACUAAAUGUUGUGCUCCUCAAACUAUUCCUGUACUAUUCUUUGCCUUGUGGCCGAGCGCAUUAUCCUGCUGAAAAAGGCCACAGCAAUCAGGGAAUACCGUUACCAUGAAAGGGUGUGCUUGGUCUGCAGCAAUGCUUAGGUAGGUGGUACGUGUCAAAGUAGCAUCCACAUGGAUGGCAAAACCCAAGGUUUCCCACAUUGCCCAAAAGCAUCAAACUACCACUCAGACUUGCCUUCUUCUCAGUGCAUCCACGGUCCAUGGUCCACUUCUGAUGCUCACAUUCCCACUGUUGGUGCUUUUGGGUGUCGACAGGGAUCAGCAUGGGCGCACUGACUGGUCUGCAGUUAUUCAGUCCCAUACCUAUCAAAUUGUGUAUUCAUUGUGUAUUCUGACACCUUUCAAUCCGAACCAGCUUGAACCUUUUGUAGAGUUUGAGUUACAGCAGCUCAUCUGUUGGGUCGGACCACGCAGACCAGUCUUCACUCCCCACUUGCAGUGAGCCUUGGUUGCCAGUGACCCUGGCUGGUUCACUACUGUUCCUUCCUUGGACCACUUUUGAUAGAUACUGACCACUGCAGACUGGGAAUAUCCCACAAGAGCUGCAGUAUUAGAGAUGCUCCAACCGAGUUGCACAUUUUUUCUGCUAACCCUAACCCUCUAACACAUCAGCUCUGAUGACUAAAUGUUCACUUGCUCUCUGAUAUAUACCACUCACUAACAUGUGGCAUGAUGAAGAGCUCAUGCUGAUGCUGAUGGACAUUAAUUUCAAAGACUCUAAAUAGGUUUGUGAUUUGUAAGAACAGAAUAAUUAUGUACUAUUCGUUUACAUCAAGACAAGUUUGUAAUGCUGUGUUGUCAGCAGAGAUACAUCCUAUGGAACUCCAAAGUGUUCAAAAUUAAAUAAAUAAAUAAGUCAUGAUGAAAUAAAUAACUAUGUGAAUAAAUAAGACACAGAUAUGUAAUGUGAGAAUGAUAUUGUGAAAUAAUUGAACACAUUUUGAAAAAAAAGCUCAUUAUUGUGAAAUAUAUUGCAUUCUGCUAUAUAAAUUUACUUAUUAUUGUGAAAUAUUAUUUCAUGAUCAUUAUUUUUCACAAUAACAGAGAUUAUUCCUGAGGCAUUUUAUUUAUUCCCAGCCGUUUUUAAUCCAAAUGUCCUUUUUUCAAAGUCAGUCUUUAUUUCAAAAUCCCGUUUUUCCCAAUGGCCUAUUUAUUUCAUAAUGCGACUUUUCAGCAGAAUGACUUUGUCUGUCAAUCAAGAAAGACAGGGCGGAGGCAGUUGUGUGAUUGGUUGCUCCUUUGCUCAGACAUAAGUCUUAAAUCGACAUGAAGUGUCGAUUUAAGUCUAAUGGUGCAGUGCGUCUCCUACGCAGACGGCGGCAGUGGCUCGAAAUAAAGUAAAGGCACCAACAAGUGUAAAACACUGGGCGCGAAUAACGUUUAGGUGCUUGUGAAGGGCAUGGCUGCAGGACACAAGUCCGUUUCUGAGUUACUCAGAGAAGUUGCUAACCGCUUAGAUUGUACGUCUUCACCUCAGUCUGAGAGCGUGUUGCAGCAGCGUACUGGAGAUGAAGCGGUGCCUGGUCCAAGUUCUCAUCAAAACAGCACAAUGUUAACGUUAGCAAACGCUAACGCUAUCACAGCUAGCUCCACUCCACAAAACGCUGUUCAGGCUGAAGUCGCAAGACUGUUUGCCCCUUACAGAGUGAGGCCUUCCUCAGCGCCACUUUCAUCUCUGACCUCGCAUUCUUCCAAGAAAGCAUGCCGCUCCAUUUACACACACACCUUCUUCUGUUUGCAUGAUCAUAUGUCAGACACAGUGCCAGCUAAAGCAGUCAAAUUUGACCUAUCAGCAGCUGGACUUGGAGAGAAACGGAUUUCAUUCCAAGGAAGGGAUGAUGACCCAGAAGUGGUCAAGGCAAAGAUUGAGGAUACCUUCCCUCAGCUGAAAGACACAGGAGGGUUUGAACUGCUGAGAAUCUCGGGUACAACACGAAGCCGUAACCUGUGCACAAUCCCAAGCCCAGACACUGGAUAUACAGUGCGAUAUCUCCGCAGUCCAUUGAGUGGAAUUGGACAAGCUUUGAUCUAUAUAAGGCCACUGCAGAAAAGUAUUGAUUUGGAAGACAGCCUGACAACCCUCCAGCAACAAGGACCCCCCACAAAAUGCCUGAAUUGUGACAUUAACAUUCCUUUAAAUAAAAUGAAAAACCACAUCACUAAAUGCACAAGGUAAGGAACAUCUUUGAUUUUCUAUAUAUUUUAGUAUAUAGUGUGGAAACUAAGUAAGUCCACUUUAUAUAUAUUGGUGAUGGAUGCUGAAAUCUCUGCCAAUCCCUCUCACAGUUCAUUGAGUGGUGCUGAACCUCAGUCUGUUACUGAAAGUCAGGCUAGGCAGACUCGUAGUACAACAGCAAGGUCAGAGGUCCCAUCCUGUAGCAACAGUGAUGCCUGGAAUCUGUCCUGCGGGGUAGAGGAACCAGAUAGUAUCAUCUUGGAAUCCACCAUAACCUCAGCAAGAGCAGAGCAAUC
Molecule: messenger RNA, 2733 nt
Organism: Haplochromis burtoni (Burton's mouthbrooder)
Lineage: Eukaryota; Metazoa; Chordata; Actinopteri; Cichliformes; Cichlidae
Exons: 4
Coding region: 1661-2437 (258 amino acids)
Source: RefSeq, a predicted model, not a curated record